CUUUCAUGCCCACACCCUCCUUCCUUUCUUCUGCGGAGAGGUGGUGCUGGUUCUGUUUGGAGUAGGGACGUUGGAUGUGGGGAGAGAUGGGGAAGAGGCGGGAGGCGCUGCUGCGGGUGGUGGCGGUGGCGGUCUUCGUGCUGCUGGCGACUGCGGCGGCGAGAGCGGAGGAGGAGGGCCGCGGUGGGGGGCGGCGCCACGCCUACGCGGCGAUGAUGUACAUGGGGACGCCGAGGGACUAUGAGUUCUUCGUGGCGACGCGAGUGAUGAUGCGGUCGCUAGGGAGGCUCCGCGUCGACGCCGACCUCGUCGUCAUUGCCUCCGCCGACGUCCCCGUUCGUUGGGUUCGAACCCUUAAGGAGGAGGACGCGGUGAAGGUGGUGACCGUGGAGAACCUGAAGAACCCGUACGAGAAGCAAGGCAACUUCAACACCAGAUUCAAGCUGACGCUGAACAAGCUCUACGCAUGGAGCUUGGUGUCGUACGACCGGGUCGUCAUGCUCGACGCCGACAACCUCUUCCUCCAAUCCACCGACGAGCUCUUCCAGUGCGGCAACUUCUGUGCCGCCUUCAUCAACCCCUGCAUCUUCCACACCGGCCUCUUUGUCCUCCAGCCUUCCACGGCAGUCUUCAAGGACAUGCUUCACGAGCUACAGAUCGGACGUGAGAACCAUGAUGGCGCAGACCAGGGGUUCUUGGUCAGCUACUUCUCGGACUUGCUCGAUCGGCCGAUGUUCCACCCGCCCGCCAACCACACGAAGCUCCACGGAACCUAUCGACUCCCGCUGGGAUACCAGAUGGAUGCCUCCUACUACUAUUUGAAGCUUCGGUGGAGUGUGCCAUGCGGACCCAACAGCGUCAUCACCUUCCCCAGUAUGCCAUGGUUGAAACCUUGGUACUGGUGGUCUUGGCCUGUUCUGCCACUGGGUCUCCAAUGGCACGAGCAACGACGAACCAGUCUCGGGUACGAUGCGGAGACGCCGGCAAUGCUGAUUCAGGCCGUGAUGUACCUCGGAAUCAUAGCGGUCACACGAAUGGCGCGUCCCAACUUGCUGAAGCUGUGUCACAACCGGCGAUCGGAGAAGAGCUUCAUCCCCUUCCCCUUCCUGCACGCCAUGGUGAAGGCGACGGCGGUGUGUUCCAUCGUCGUAGCGUACGUCGUCCCAUUCUUCCUCGUUCCCCGGACGGCGCACCCGCUUCUUGGCUGGCCGCUCUACCUGCUCGGAGCAGCCGCGCUUUGUUCCAUUGCGAUCAGCGUCUUCCUGCUUCCGCCUCUUCCGGUCCUCACACUGCUGCUGGGCGUAGUUGGCUCCCUGUUUGUGAUGGCAUUUCCUUGGUAUUCAGAUGGCAUCACCAGAGCUCUGGCUUUGUUCGGCUAUGCCUUCUGCUGUGCUCCAUUUCUGUGGGCAUCACUGACGAGAACAGUGAUCUCGUUGCAGAGUCUUCUGGAACGGGAGGCCGUCUUCCUUAGAUUGGGAGAAUCCAUGCCGCUGUCCGAGUCCAAUAAGCUGUAUUAAGUAUUAAGCUGCAGCAGAGAGAGACUCGAUACUGUAAAGAUUUGAGUGGAUUAUCUUAUUCAUUUUAUGAUCUCAUUCUUUUA
This is a messenger RNA of Musa acuminata AAA Group (dessert banana), 1600 nucleotides long. Its product is annotated as putative glucuronosyltransferase PGSIP8. Gene Ontology annotation, molecular function: glycosyltransferase activity. Lineage: Eukaryota; Viridiplantae; Streptophyta; Magnoliopsida; Zingiberales; Musaceae. The transcript is spliced from 4 exons. The record is from RefSeq and is a predicted model, not a curated record. The coding region runs from base 75 to 1517 and encodes 480 amino acids.